This is a messenger RNA of Solenopsis invicta (red fire ant), 790 nucleotides long. RefSeq lists its product as uncharacterized. The record is from RefSeq and is a predicted model, not a curated record. The transcript is spliced from 4 exons. NCBI's taxonomy places the organism in Eukaryota, Metazoa, Arthropoda, Insecta, Hymenoptera, Formicidae. Bases 138 to 620 code for a protein of 160 amino acids.
UAUUAAAGCAAUAUUUUUGAAAAAUAUAUAUAAAAAUUGGUAUUUUUGUUUAAGUAAAACUUAUUAGCAAUUUGUGUACAUUAUUGGUUUUUUCUAGAUUUGUUAUACAUACAAAAUGACUUCUUGUUCACAAAAUAAUGAAUACGCAGUGGUCCGUUUUUUAUCGGACUGUACAUACUCAGAAGUGCCAAAAAAAAUGGCUUAUUAAAAAUGUCGAGAGUUUUAUGUGCUGGUGGCCACCACGAUAUUCAAACACUGCAACGUUAAUCGCGAAUUGCGUAAAUCCUAAUUACGACUUGUGGAAUAAAUAUGAAGUAGAGGUAGUAAAAUAUUGUUCUUCUCUUGAAUCAACGCGAAAAAACGCAGCAGACGAACUGCAGACGACCACACGACAGAUGAGGAACGAUUUGGCCGAAGCAAAAGGCAGCACGUUCCUUAUCAACCAUAUACAACAACAUCCGACAAAGACUGUAAAAAGCAAAAAGAGUACGAGAGUACUGCAAGAAACAAAAAAAAACGAUUGCAAUCAAAUUCAAUUAUGUCAAAAAUACCAUCAUAUCCAGACAAUUUUGGAUCAAUUGUACAAGAUGGUACUGGCAAAACUACACCUACAGAAUUAACUCCAAAAGAAGUAAAUCCACUGAUUAUUCGUGAAUGUUUACCAGACAUGCAAGAUGUAUCUGAACAAGAAUUCAAUAUACCUAUAAUAAUAGAAGGUAUACUAUAUUAAAAUCGACAAAACUAAAUUUUAGCAGUAAUAUUACAUAAUUAAAACUAUUUUAGAUUCUGU